UCCCUCAGCUCCCUGUUGGUUCGCGCAGCUUGACCACGCCAAGAAACCAGUCACUGUUUCCAUAGACCUUAGCACUAAACGGGCAGGCUCUUCAUGCGUAACAUUAGGAGGUACCAACACGUGCGAACCAUAUACUCUCGCUGCAUUCUCCACUGCUGUGGCUCAACCAGACGAAACUUACUCACCUUUAUCGCCUCGACAGUCGCAUCAACCAUAGUAUCAAUGCAGCGACCGACUACUGCUCAUCGAUGUGGCCCAUGUAACGCCCGAGAGGCUGCCAGUCAAUGAGGCUGUCACGCCGAGUUUCAGAUUCAGCGAGCAAGGCCUGGCGCACAAUACCGAUGUCGCAAGCGGAUUCAUGCUCGACACCUUCGGCGACAUCACCAGCCGACGACUGGAUCUCUGUCAGGAAUCCCAGCGAGCGAAGGCGCAUCCAGAAUCGUAUCGCUCAGCGCAAAUAUCGUAGGACGUCUCUGCGUUGUUGGGUGCAUGGGCUCGCUGACCGUCAGACAGGCGAGAAGGCUCGCUUCGAGCGAGAGACUGCCGAGCGCGACGCGGAAAACGAACGUCGAUGUGGUGGCGCAUACACUACACCAGACCCAGACGACAUAGAUGCAGGCGAUGUAGCAGGUUUGCCGUGGGGAGGCAUUCCGCUCCGGCAUGUGGUAUCGGCAGGCAAAGCGAAGGAGCAGAGCUCGCGAGAGACUUCGCUUCAUGCAGCAAUAUCGCAGACAAGGUCCAGCUCACGGCUAGGCCUACACCUCCUCGAUCAAUACGCGAGAGGAAGCCCUGCUUGGACGGCAUGGCGGCACCUCGUGCCGUUUGCGCAUAGCCAGCAACUACUGCAGCCUCCGACGUCAACACCAUUCCGAGAUUGCACGCCCCAAGAAAGGCUAAGGAACGACGGGUGACGCCUGAGACGGUAUGACCGCUGGCCGUUCCUCGACCAUGACGCUACGGUGAAGCCAUGGCGAGCUGUUCAGAAGUUCUAACAGUGCCGGCGAUCGCAGAGACUACAGGGACUGACCUUGGAAACAGUCGUUGAGUUGGUGAGGUGUUGAUUUCGCAUUGCGAAGUUGGGCAUCAAUCGUGCCACAUUGACUUCAUGUGCUUUACCCGCAGUAUCACAAACCCACCGUGACUGCUGUGAUUAGGGUGCCUCGAGGAAGACGGAGUAUGGGAGGCUUUUUUGACAGGCCAACGUUACACAAAAUCGCAGCAUAGCCGGUAUCAUCGCUCUGAACUUGGCAGAACUGCGCAUCCACAUACAGAUGUGAUUGUGUUGGUGAUCGAGCAGUUUGACCAACCAGCGUUGCUAGAAUAAGCCCCACAGCCACCCGGCUGUUCGCGGAGAUGCGGCGUGCGCGUCGGCUUCGGUCAACCGUUUGCAGACCUCGC
Messenger RNA from Baudoinia panamericana UAMH 10762, 1398 nucleotides. RefSeq lists its product as uncharacterized. The transcript has 2 exons. NCBI's taxonomy places the organism in Eukaryota, Fungi, Ascomycota, Dothideomycetes, Mycosphaerellales, Teratosphaeriaceae. The coding region runs from base 342 to 911 and encodes 189 amino acids. The record is from RefSeq and is a predicted model, not a curated record.